AUGGUAGCCCUGGCAAAUCGCAAUCGAUCGGCCACGCCUCGAAAGCCGGCUUCGACCUUUCAGACGAGCAAGAAGCCCGCAAAACCAAACGCGAGCAUCCUCAAUUUCUUCCAAAAGACGGAAAAGCAAGAAGACUCCUUGUUCGUGGGCACUCUUCCGGAACCCAUCCCGGCAGCCACUGUCGCCACCGAAAACGACGUCGACCAAGAUGCAUUUAGUCGUACGGGCGAGGAUGGCGCCGGUGGCCUGGAGUCCCCGAAUAAGAGGCGGAGGGUGGCCGAAAACACACACGUGGCUGUAUCAGUUACUCCAACUGAGCCUGUGCAGGCUUCAGCUGCGCAUCCACCAAAGACGAAGAAGACAAUAUUGCCAUUCAUCAUAGACUCGGAUGACGAAGAUGAUCAAGACGAUGAGCCAAGUAUAUCUUCUCCUACGAGAACUCCCCACCAAAUAGCGAAUCCGGAUGACGAAAAGGCGAAUGUGCAACAGGCUUCCGCCAAGGUUGAGCCCGUUAGCGAAACCCCUAGUAUGGAAGCCGGUCAGCAAUUCGCAAAAGACAUUCCGAGCCUCAAACAUGAAGCGACAAGUGGCAAAUUCAAUAGUGCCGAUGAGUUUGGCGAGUUGGACGACAUAGACAUGGACUCCUUUGAAGGCGACGAAAUGCGCGAGUGGCGCUUUAUGAAGGAGCAGGCUCGUCUAGAAGCUGAAGAGUCUGGUGAUAUGACUCUGUUCAACGAGACCUUUGGGGAGGAUCCGUUCCAGGAAGAUGCCGCGGCCCAGUCUUGUCCUAUUUGCUCAGGCAGCCUUACAGGUAUAUCCGAAGACGAAGCGACGAAACACGUCAAUGCCUGCCUUGACGGCAAUCCGAUGCCGCUGCCGCAGCCUGCUGAACAAGCAAAGUCACCCGCCAAAGCUGAAGAAGUAGAGGUGGCCGAGGUUGGCAAGCGCUUCAUGCGAGCUGCGAUUCCUCGGCCUGGUCAGGCCAAUCCCUUUGACCUGACGGGACAGAAACCCGGUGCCAAGUCUGCAUUCUCUCAGCUAAUGUCGAGCAACGCGGAGGAUACAGCUUGGUCAACAGCCGCUGCCGCUGAAACUGCCUCGCGGGGUAGACCGGCCUACAUGAGAACGUGUCCUUUCUACAAGAUUAUGCCAGGCUUCUCCAUCUGCGUCGAUGCAUUUCGGUACGGGGCUGUCGAGGGCUGCCAAGCAUACUUUCUCAGUCAUUUCCAUAGCGACCACUAUAUUGGCUUGACCGCAAACUGGACACACGGUCCUAUCUAUUGCAGCAAAGUCACUGGCAGUUUGGUGCGGAAUCAGCUGCGCACGGCUGCAAAAUGGGUCGUCGAGUUGGAAUUCGACAAGGAGUAUGACGUUCCUGGUACGGAUGGUGCAAAAGUGACAAUGAUCUCGGCAAAUCACUGUCCAGGGAGCUCCUUGUUUGUGUUUGAAAAGGUUGUUGGCGAGCGGCACAACAAGAAUCUGAAGCGCAUUCUUCACUGCGGUGAUUUCAGAGCAUGCCCAGAUCAUGUGCAGCAUCCACUUCUACGGCCCGACGUAGCAGAUGCUGUCUCUGGCAAACUCAAACGGCAAAAGAUUGACAUAUGCUACCUUGACACCACGUAUCUCAAUCCUCGAUACUCUUUCCCUCCACAGAAUGAUGUCAUACAAGCAUGCGCUGAUUUGGUCGUCAAAAUCUCACCAGAUCCCAACUGCAAGGACGACGCCUGGGAUACUGCCAAGAAAGAAGUUGGCAAGUCUGUCAGCCAGUAUUUUCAAAACCCAACCACAACAGGGGUGGAGAAGCCUGAAACAAAGAAAAAGCUUGGCCAGCGUUUGCUGAUAAUAUGCGGAACCUACUCCAUUGGAAAAGAACGCAUCUGCGUUGCUAUUGCCAAGGCGCUGCGUACCAAGAUCUUUGCCUCGCCGUCGAAGAUCAAAAUCUGCAAGCAGCUGGGAGAUCCGGAGCUGGCAGCUCUCUUGACAUCAAACCCGAUCGAGGCGCAGGUCCACAUGCAGAUGCUCAUGGAGAUUCGCGCCGAAACGUUGCAGGAGUACCUCAACAGCUACAAGCCGCAUUUCAGCCGCAUCGUGGGAUUCCGUCCCUCUGGCUGGAACUUUCGCCCCACAAACACCAAGAGCGUGGGAGCCAACACCCCCCCCUCUACGAUCCCGACGCACCAGCUUCUCCACGGCAAAGGCUGGCGGACGCGCUUCGGCGCUGCCGACUUUGUGCCGCAGAGGGGCAGCACAAAGGAGGCCAUGUGCUUUGGCGUGCCGUACUCGGAGCACAGCAGCUUUCGGGAGCUGGCGCUGUUCCUGAUGAGCUUGCGGAUCGAAAAGGUCAUACCGACGGUGAAUGUCGGCAGCGAGCAGUCGAGAAAGAGGAUGAAGGCGUGGGUCGAUAGAUGGCUGACGGAAAGACGCAAGGGUGGCCUGGUUCAGCCACUGAUAGAGGGUCACGAUGAUCCAGACAACCUCAAUGUGACGUUGUGGGAUGGAAAAUCAAGCAACGGUGGCGGUGCUUGGUGGUGA
This is a messenger RNA of Akanthomyces muscarius, 2532 nucleotides long. RefSeq lists its product as uncharacterized. The record is from RefSeq and is a predicted model, not a curated record. Gene Ontology annotation, biological process: protection from non-homologous end joining at telomere; interstrand cross-link repair; double-strand break repair via nonhomologous end joining. Gene Ontology annotation, molecular function: 5'-3' DNA exonuclease activity; damaged DNA binding. The coding region runs from base 1 to 2532 and encodes 843 amino acids. The transcript has a single exon. NCBI's taxonomy places the organism in Eukaryota, Fungi, Ascomycota, Sordariomycetes, Hypocreales, Cordycipitaceae.